Thunnus maccoyii (southern bluefin tuna) is the source of this 985-nucleotide messenger RNA. RefSeq lists its product as uncharacterized. Lineage: Eukaryota; Metazoa; Chordata; Actinopteri; Scombriformes; Scombridae. The transcript has 2 exons. Gene Ontology annotation, molecular function: DNA binding. The coding region runs from base 13 to 672 and encodes 219 amino acids. The record is from RefSeq and is a predicted model, not a curated record. Gene Ontology annotation, biological process: DNA recombination; DNA integration.
UCAAGACCAGUAAUGCAGUGUUUAAAGCCAUAUUUAAACGUUAUAGGAAAAGCGGUAAAGAUACCAGCCUCGACCAUCCCCGUAUCUCUGAGUCAGACCUUGAACUCAUUAGAAAUUCCAUUGCACUGUCUCCCAAUACACCCCUCGGUCAGGUCAGAAAAGUCUGGUUUGACAUCCAACUAUGUUUGGCUCGGCAUGGCAGGGAGGGCAAGUGGCAGUUAUCCAAGGCAUCUUUCAUACUUCAGAGAGACGAGGAUGGAGUCGAACAUGUCAGCCUGGUGCACAAACCACAAGCUAAGAGUCAUAAAGACAAAGAGGUUUUAUGUUUGCCAGGCCCAAGGAUCCGCUGGGUCCGGUCGCAAAAUUCAAGUUAAAUAUUUCCAAAUGUCCGUCAGAUGCCAAAUCUUUCUAUCUCCACCCGAAGCACGCCGUGACCUCCAACAUGUGGUACAGCCAGGAACCUCCACUGUCCACUGCCUCAGGAACAUGAUGAAAAAGAUCAGCGAAAAGGUGGGUCUUUCACGGGUCUACACAAACCACAGCCUCCGAAGCACUGCUAUAGGCCAGCUCUCAGACGCUGGCCUGGAGAGCCACCAGAUAAUGUCUGUGACAGGCCAUCGCUGUGAGGGCAGCCGGCAGGCUUACUGGGCUCUGUCACUGCAAGAGAGAUGAGAAUGGAGCCAUGUCUUGUCUUCUUCCAAUGCCCUGACAAGUAGUGCCUGUCAUGGCCAGUCCUGAGCUGAAAAACACCCUCCUUCAAAGGCUGCUAUGCUGGAUUUGCCUAUAUCACUAUCAAACUUUACAAUAAUUGGAAAAGUUGAAUUUAAUUUGAAAUAAGACAGCUACUGUAGGUAGCACAUAGUUGAUAGCUGAUGCAAAUUGUUAAUUCAGUCUGUUUUCUAUUCAUAUGAUUUCCAUUGGCUACAAUCUGUAGAGUGGAAUCAAUUGUUGACAUGUGUUUUUGCAAUAAAAACACGAAUUACUA